Messenger RNA from Sitophilus oryzae (rice weevil), 1240 nucleotides. Its product is annotated as protein TsetseEP-like. NCBI's taxonomy places the organism in Eukaryota, Metazoa, Arthropoda, Insecta, Coleoptera, Curculionidae. Bases 101 to 1174 code for a protein of 357 amino acids. The record is from RefSeq and is a predicted model, not a curated record. The transcript has 3 exons.
CAUUUAACGAAUUAUAAGAUUAAAUUCUUAGAUUUACUAUAAAUAUUAACUGAAAUUGGGCUAAAAGCAUCAGUUGUCGACUGGCAGCAUCAGAAGCAAAAUGAAGUUUAAAUUAUUGCUGCUUUUAGCAGCUUGCGCUUUGAUCUCUGUCAAUGGUUUUUCAUUGAGGAGUAAACAAGUUCAAAGAACACACCAUCGAGUAGCAUAUAAAGCAGAACCCGAACCACCAGCACCAGGACCAGAACCAGAACCCGAGCCUCAACCUGAGCCAGAACCGGAGCCUGAACCUGGCCCAGAACCAGGUCCAGAACCAGAACCGGAACCGGAACCAAAACCAGAACCUGGACCAGAACCUGGACCAGAACCAGAACCUGAGCCAGAACCUGAACCUGAACCUGGACCAGAACCUGGACCAGAACCAGAACCUGAGCCAGAACCAGAGCCUGAACCUGGCCCGGAACCUGGACCAGAACCUGGACCAGAACCAGAACCGGAACCAGAACCAGAACCUCUUGUACAUUACGCCAGAAAGCACUUAGUAGAACCUGAGCCAGAACCCGAACCGGAACCUAGACCAGAACCAGGUCCAGAACCAGGGCCAGAACCAGAACCAGAACCAGAACCAGAACCAGAACCAGAGCCCCGUCCAGAACCCGAACCAGAACCUGAACCAGAGCCAGAACCAGAACCAGAACCAAGGCCAGAACCCGAACCAGAACCUGAACCAGAGCCAGAACCAGAACCAGAACCAAGGCCAGAGCCAGGACCACAACCAGGACCAGAACCGGAACGAGAACCAGAACCAGAACCUCUUGCUCAUCAUGCUAGAAGACAUUUGGUAGAACCCGAGCCUGAACCUGAACCAGAACCACGUCCAGAACCUGGACCAGAACCUGAACCAGAACCAGAACCAGAACCAGAACCAGAACCAAGGCCAGAACCAGAACCUGAACCUGAACCAGAGCCAGAGCCAGAGCCAGAACCAGAACCAGAACCAAGGCCAGAACCCGAACCAGAACCUGAACCAGAGCCAGAACCAGAACCAAGGCCAGAACCCGAGCCAGAACCAGAGCCAGAGCCAGAGCCAGAGCCAAGGCCAGAGCCAGAGCCAGAACCAGAACCAAGGCCAGAGCCAGAUCUAUUAAAACUGAGAUUAAAGUACCAUCGCUUUUAGAUAUCAUUAGUUAAUGUAAAUUAGAUGCAUAAAUAAAUACACUGUUUAAUCAGUUUCUUUGAGUUA